This is a messenger RNA of Onthophagus taurus, 1100 nucleotides long. RefSeq names its product zinc finger C4H2 domain-containing protein. Gene Ontology annotation, biological process: positive regulation of neuron differentiation. NCBI's taxonomy places the organism in Eukaryota, Metazoa, Arthropoda, Insecta, Coleoptera, Scarabaeidae. Gene Ontology annotation, cellular component: nucleus. The record is from RefSeq and is a predicted model, not a curated record.
ACAUAUGACAGUUUGUUGUUUAUUUUGACAACCUUAACAAACCCUAAACCGAAAAGCUUUUUACAUUUACAUAAAUCGAAGAACAAUGACGGACCACGAAAGAGCCGUUUACGCGAAAUUAGAAGCCAUAAAAGAGAUCAGAACUAAAACGAUUCAACUUGAGAAGUUAAAAGCUAAGUUAAUCUUAGAGAUUGAGAGUCAAGAUCAGGAGGAGAAAUGCCUAGCGGAAUACAAACAAGAAAUGGAGCUUUUGUUGCAGGAGAAAAUGUCUCACGUCGAAGAAUUAAGACAAAUUCAUGCUGAUAUAAAUGCGAUGGAGGGGGUAAUUAAACAAGCUGAGGAAGGCCGAACUCGUUCUAUUUCAACAUCGGCUCGAUUACACGAAGAGUAUCUUCCGUUAAAGCUUGAAAUCGAUCGUUUGAGACGCGAAUGUCUCGGAUUAGAACGUUUGCCCGAGUUACAUGAGGAAGAUGGGACUAAUAUAACUCCGGAGCGCUACAGCCAACUUUUUGCUUCAACGAAAUCGUCGACUUCAACUUUUCCGAAAGGAACUGAUUGGACAAGACCUUUACCGGCUACGGAAACUUCUUUAUCUUCGUUAGCUCCGCCGUUACCACCGAGUUUUUUAGCCCCGCCGAAUCCGUUGCGGUUAGUUUCUAAUAAAUCGGAACAAUCAAGACCGAGCCCUUUGGCAACUGGUUCGCAUGGUGGCCCUCCUACUCCAUCGUUCAGGUCGGAUUUUAUGACUAUGAGGCAACAACCGCCGCCGAUGAAAUCUUGUUUGAGUUGUCAUCAACAGAUUCAUCGAAACGCUCCAAUUUGUCCUCUUUGUAAGGCUAAAAGUAGGUCGAGGAAUCCAAAGAAACCCAAGAAGAAAGAUCAUUAAUUCAAUUAUUAAGUAAUUAUUAUGAUUAAGAAAAAAUUAAUCAAAUUUUAGGUUCAAUGUGAAGUUUGAGAUUGUGUUUAUGUUGGGUUUUUGAUUCUUUUUAAUUUCUUGAGUAUAAUAUUAUAUUGUCUUGUAAUGUGUCUUGAUUAGGUGUACUUUAUGUGGUUUAUAAGCAAAACAGUUUUGGUGUAUCAAAUAAAAAGUGUUCAAAAAA